Danaus chrysippus (African queen) is the source of this 810-nucleotide messenger RNA. The record is from the annotation of a GenBank genome assembly. NCBI's taxonomy places the organism in Eukaryota, Metazoa, Arthropoda, Insecta, Lepidoptera, Nymphalidae.
AUGGAGGCGUCAUACCAGGGGGGAGUAUCGUUUGAAGACAACGAUAAUUUUAAGCGUCUGUCAUCGACGAUCGCAAGCAAUAUUAAAAAGAUAUCGCAGAAUGUGUCCUCUAUGUCAAAGAUGGUCAACCAGCUCCAGACACCUCAAGAUUCACAGGAGCUGCGGAAUCAAUUGCGCCAAAUACAAAAUUACACCCAAAAGCUGGCAAAGGAUACAUCGUCAUUGAUUAUGGAGCUGAUGAAGACUCCGACUGACAUUCCUGCUAAUAAGCUCACAAGGGAGCGGCUGAGCGACGAGUACAUGAGUACUCUCAAUGCAUUCCAAGCCACCCAACGUUCAGCGGCUCAGAAGAGCAAGGAUGAUGUUCGUAAAGUCAAAGCCCAAAAUAUUAACAUCGGAGAUCCGUUUGCACUUGGAGGCGGAGAGGGCGUGGAGCUCGGGGAGCGUGUCGUGCGACAGUCGCAGCUGUCCGCCAGUUCGGAGCGUGAGCUGCAACAGCUGGAAGAACGCGAGAGAGACAUACGACAGCUCGAGAACGAUAUAAUGGACGUGAACCAGAUAUUCAAAGAGCUGGGGUCCAUGAUUCAUGAGCAGGGAGCUGUGGUCGAGUCUAUAGAGUCGAACGUAGAGGAUGCGGCCACGAACGUUGAGUCGGCUGCCCGCGAGCUCAGCCAGGCUGCCACCUACAAGGUAAAAUCUCUAAGAAGUAACAAUGAUGUUCACAAUACACCAAAGAACUCUUUCACUGUUAACAAGAAUACACUCAUGAUAAUAGUAACAAAAGUAGUUUCAUCAAAGUCAAAUUUAUGA